Messenger RNA from Engraulis encrasicolus (European anchovy), 1105 nucleotides. Its product is annotated as P2Y purinoceptor 13-like. Gene Ontology annotation, cellular component: membrane. The coding region runs from base 101 to 1105 and encodes 334 amino acids. Lineage: Eukaryota; Metazoa; Chordata; Actinopteri; Clupeiformes; Engraulidae. Gene Ontology annotation, biological process: G protein-coupled receptor signaling pathway; negative regulation of adenylate cyclase activity. The record is from RefSeq and is a predicted model, not a curated record. The transcript has 2 exons. Gene Ontology annotation, molecular function: G protein-coupled purinergic nucleotide receptor activity.
GCAACAGCCAUGCACAUCGUCAAGCAGGAGUGUAGCUCAUUCCACUUGAUACACAGUGCAGUGAGUUAAAGGGGUAUAUACUUCACGCGUGCUGGAGCACAUGCCGACUGAUAUGAUGAAUACAACUGAAGAAAAUAACAGGCCAGACUGUGGCAAGAUCGACAAGGCAGCGAUCGCGCUGGCUCUUCCGAGCCUGUACUUCCUGAUCUUCGUCCCGGCUUUCCUCCUGAACACCAGCGUGGCGUGGAUCCUGUUCCGGCUGAAGACCGAUUCCAACUUCAUGGUGUACAUGAAGAACCUGGUGGUGGCGGACCUCCUGAUGACGCUGCUGGUGCCCAUCAAGGCGACGAGCGAGCUGCCGCACGCCAACCUGGGGCUGAAGGCCUUCGCCUGCCAGUUUGGCAGCGUGACGCUCUACGCGUGCUUGUACAUCAGCAUGGUCCUCAUGGGGCUCAUCAGCCUGGAUCGCUACUUCAAGAUUGUCCGGCCCUGCGGCAGCACGCCUUGCCAGAGCCUGGCGUUCGGCUGGACCAUGUCCGCCCUCACCUGGGCUGUGCUGGUAGGACAAGCCGUGCCCACUAUGGUCCUGAGCAGUCAGGAUGCGUUGGACAAAACCCCGGAGGUAUGCAUGGGCAUGAAGAGCAAGCAGGGGAAGGACUACCACAAGGCAAUUGUCCGGGCGAUGAACAUGCUCUUCUUGGUCAUCCUAGCCCUGGUGGGGUUCUGCUACACGUGCAUAGCCAGGACCGUGGUCCAGUCAUUCCGGAACUCGGGCAGCAAAAAUGUGGCAAGAAAGCGCAAGACCAAAGCGAAGGUUUUCGUAGUGCUCGCUGUGUUCUUGAUCUGCUACGCCCCGUACCACAUCAUACGGAUCCCUUACACGGAGCUGCAGGUGAAAAACAAGGACAGCUGCCCGAGGGAAUACAUGAAGGUGGUUAAGGAAUUUGGUCUCUGGCUGGCCUGCACAAACAUCUGCCUGGAUCCACUCAUCUACUUCUUCCUGUGCAGAGGCUUUAGAGAGAAACUGUUAAACUUUGGAAUAAUACGGAUAAUGAGAUCUUCGAACACUGGCUCAGGGACUGAGGAAGAAUUGUCUAUGGAUUGA